AUGUUCGAGGAUGCCGUGUGCACCAAGACACCGGCAAGAGUCAGUACGCCUUUAUCGGUAAUCACCGAGGCGUUUGAAGAUCUCGCGGAUUUGCUAAAACCGCGGUGGAAAGAGCGAUCCGAAGAGGAAGAAGAAGGAGACGGAUUAAGGCUUGAGGCUUUCUGUAGUGCAUGUACUCACGUCUCUGUUCUCUUUGGUUGCCUCGGAUUCGCCUUCAAAUUCGCUGAAAUGGAAUAUGUCUCCAAGGUUAAGGAUUUGGUGGAAGCAUCGAAAACAUUCGACACGUUACAAAACAUUUUGGAUCUAGACGUGGAGAAAGAAACGGUUAAAACACCGGGAAGCCAUUCGCGUAACCUAAGACGUGUAAGGCAAGGCUUAGACCUAAUCCGCGCGAUCUUUGAACAAUUCUUGAUCACAGAUCAUGAGUAUUCUUUGAAAGAUGCUGCAACAACAGCUUAUACAGAAGUAUGUGCACCGUUCCAUACGUGGGCCGUUCGGACCGCGGUUUACGCCGGAAUGUAUACACUUCCGUCAAGGGAUCAACUUCUGUUACGACUUAACGAAACAGAUCAAUCUGUUGAGAAGAACAUGAGGAGGUACAUGGAAGCGUCACGACCGAUCAUAGAGUAUAUUGACAAGCUUUACAUUGAAAGGAAUAUUAAAUUGGAUUGGUAA
This is a messenger RNA of Arabis nemorensis, 675 nucleotides long. The record is from the annotation of a GenBank genome assembly. Lineage: Eukaryota; Viridiplantae; Streptophyta; Magnoliopsida; Brassicales; Brassicaceae.